Messenger RNA from Aspergillus oryzae RIB40, 519 nucleotides. RefSeq lists its product as uncharacterized. The record is from RefSeq and is a predicted model, not a curated record. The transcript has a single exon. NCBI's taxonomy places the organism in Eukaryota, Fungi, Ascomycota, Eurotiomycetes, Eurotiales, Aspergillaceae. Bases 1 to 519 code for a protein of 172 amino acids.
AUGCAUGCCUCUAGCUCUGCCCCACGAACCAUGGCGGAUUCAGAGCAACUCAACACCAGAGUGUCCAACAAUGACGCUCCUGAUCAUUCAAUUCAUAUCCGCUCUCGAUCAACUGCCCACACCCAAAGCCCCAAACGUUUGUCUGUCUUCAGCGGUCGUUCCCGGAGCAAUACAACUACUUCCACCACAUCAUCACGCCGCUCCCCCGCCUCUUCCAUGACAUCUAUGGAUGCUGCCUCGCUGCCCUCAUCUCAAGAUGAACGGACUUAUUCGGCCGGCGUCCGCUCAGAGCGGCAGGAGAGUAUGACUAAAUCACUUUUCUCACGCGGAAGCCGUAUCCUCCGUCGCCAGGGAAGUAAAUUUAAUAUUGUUGCCACGCUGGAUGAAGAGGAUGAAAUGGAGCGCGAGAAAUCCCGGUUUGAGGUCUCAGACCUCUUCAGCCGUCACCACAGGUCGCGGCAGAGCGAUGCUCGUAAGCGCACCUUUACGCGAAUGGCACAAUCUGGUACUCAUAACUAA